GUGACGUUUAACUUUGAGCGUGUUUGUUUAUAUUUUUAGUGAUAAAGAUUUUUGUAUACUUUGCGAUGUAAAUUAGGAUAAUAAAUCGAUAAGUUGCACAUCCUGAACAUCUUCUAUCAAAUAAGGAGCGCCUGCCAUCUGACCUUGCCAACCCGGAUGGAUGAACACGCCAAUUAUAGAUUCCACAACAAUGGCAGAGGAACAUUGUGUGAGCAGAUUUUUCCUGGAAGACACCAAAAACGCCUCUAUGAAGAGCCCAAAUAGAUUGUUGUUAUCUCCAACAAAAGACGUUGACGCUUCGCAGAAUUUAAGCCAGAGCUCCAUGGAUUCCGAUACAGACAUACUAAGCUUAUCACAACUCACCAUAGACGAACAAGAACCUAUAAGCAUACAGCCAUUCUACAAUAUAACGCCUAGAGAAAUGCCAAUAUCACCGCACUACGUAUUUGAAGAAGAAUUCUCUACAAACCCCUGGGCGCUUUUAAUAGCAACGAUCUUUCUGACGAAAACUUCGGGCAAAAACGCCAGGCGCUACAUUAAAAGUUUCUUUGAAGAGUACCCAACUCCUUAUCAUGUGUUAGACGAAAAACCGUCGGCUUUAGAAAUAUUUUUUGAUAACUUAGGGCUAAGGAAACGAGGAGCAAUGAUUUGGAAGUUAAGUUAUCAGUUCGUGUCGUCGAAAUGGCGUCGGGCAAGUGAUCUGUGUGGCAUAGGGAAAUAUGGGGAGGAUGCGUACAGAAUAUUCUGCCUUGGUCACACAGAUCUGGAUCCUGGUGAUAGGUAUUUAAAGCUGUAUUUGGACUGGCUGCGAGGGCACACUGGGUUUUUGCAGGAUAAUGGAGUGACAGACAGCGAAUGUAUCAUUGAAGAUCCGGUUUUGAAGUACUAUACGAUAACUUUACGAGAUUUUGUCUAAUUUGAGAUGUCUGCAUAUUAUAAUUAUCACGUUUUCUAUAAAUAUUUUAAGUAAAUCACUGUGAUAGUAGUUUAAGCAAUAUUUUCUCUCUCUGAUUUUUCAUGGUAAUCAUGUAGGUACCUACAUCAUGUUUAGUUAAACUGUUCAUUUGAAAAUAAACAAUAUUAAGAUA
This is a messenger RNA of Pectinophora gossypiella (pink bollworm), 1088 nucleotides long. RefSeq names its product methyl-CpG-binding domain protein 4-like. Gene Ontology annotation, cellular component: nucleus. Bases 161 to 916 code for a protein of 251 amino acids. The record is from RefSeq and is a predicted model, not a curated record. Gene Ontology annotation, biological process: DNA repair. The transcript is spliced from 3 exons. Lineage: Eukaryota; Metazoa; Arthropoda; Insecta; Lepidoptera; Gelechiidae. Gene Ontology annotation, molecular function: DNA binding; catalytic activity.